Messenger RNA from Peromyscus eremicus (cactus mouse), 288 nucleotides. RefSeq names its product late cornified envelope 7A (gene Lce7a). The record is from RefSeq and is a predicted model, not a curated record. The transcript has a single exon. Bases 1 to 288 code for a protein of 95 amino acids. NCBI's taxonomy places the organism in Eukaryota, Metazoa, Chordata, Mammalia, Rodentia, Cricetidae. Gene Ontology annotation, biological process: epidermis development.
AUGUCCUCCCAGCAAAAAAAGCAGAAGUGCCAGCUCUCUGCUAAGUGUCCACCCAAGUGUCCCCUUCAAGGUCCCCAGGCUCCUGCUGCAUGCCUCCCUCCCAGUGGCCCUCCAGCGCCCGCCUGCUGUGUUUCCACCUGCUGUAUUUCCGGCUUCGGAGGCAGGUGCUCCCUAGUAUCUCACCGGUUUCCUCGAUUCUACCUUCGCCAGCCUCAGCGUUCUGACUGCCCUGAGAAUGAGUCCUCGGGAUGUUCCAGCUGCGGUCAUAGCUCUGGAAACUGCAGCUGA